ACUACAUCUUCCAGAACCCUCGCGCCCUGCGUCGUGCUGGCACUUUUACCGGCCGGGCCUUAGAGCGCAGCCUGUAGCCGGGUGCCAUCUUUGACGCUGGCAGUCUUGGUUUUCUGCUAGUGCUGCUGCUGCUGGGAGGACGACGGACGGCAGCGGCCAAGCAAGAAGAAAGACGUGGCAGCAAGCGGGAGUCGGGGAUAGUGUCAUCGGUUCGGGUCCCACUACUUUGGAGCUUGUCUCAAACUCCACAUACGGAAAGCCACCGACCUUAUUCCGAUUAUAUUGUUCAGCUAUGGAAGAUGGAUUUUUUUUCAUGAUCCUUUGACUCUCAAGUUCGUCUUUAAGUGAACUCUUUUUUUUUUGUUUUGUUUUUGAGGAGAUAACUAACCCUAGCUGUCUCCAGUCUGACAAAGGUUAUUUGAAUGGACUUAAUCUCCCAGUAGUUGGGAGAUGUUUUAAAAACACAUGCUGUGUUUGAAUUGUGGCUGAGAGGUUUUCUUGGCAAUGUGAGGAGGAAAAUUUUUUCUGCCUCAUUAUUAUUAAUUCAUGGAUUGAGUGUUGGUUCGACCUACAGGCGUAAUAGAUUGGAACUCAGUGAAGACACAGACGUUCCUGUUGAGAGCAACCAGCUAAUGAUUACAGUUUAAAGACGAUUUCUGUGAUCAAGUUGUCAUUUGGAAGAUUAAACCCAUUUCACGAGGACUUGGAGCCUGGUCCUUGCUUUGAGGAAGCAGUGGCUUGUUUCAAGAAGCCACUUCUGAUCUAAGAAUCUACCCAGCAUGCCUAAUCAAGGAGAAGACUGCUAUUUUUUUUUCUAUUCUACAUGUACCAAAGGUGACAGCUGCCCAUUCCGUCACUGUGAAGCUGCACUAGGAAAUGAAACUGUUUGCACAUUAUGGCAAGAAGGGCGCUGUUUUCGACGGGUGUGCAGGUUUCGGCACAUGGAGAUGGAUAAAAAACGCAAUGAAAUUCCUUGUUAUUGGGAAAAUCAGCCAACAGGAUGUCAAAAAUUAAACUGCGCUUUCCAUCACAAUAGAGGACGAUAUGUUGAUGGCCUUUUCCUACCUCCGAGCAAAAGUGUGUUGCCCACUGUGCCUGAGUCACCAGAAGAGGAAGUGAAGGCUAGCCAACUUUCAGUUCAGCAGAACAAAUUGUCUGUCCAGUCCAAUCCUUCCCCUCAGCUGCGGAGCGUUAUGAAAGUAGAAAGUUCCGAAAAUGUUCCUAGCCCCAAGCAUCCAGCAGUUGUAAUUAAUGCUGCAGAUGAUGAUGAAGAUGAUGAUGAUCAGUUUUCUGAGGAAGGUGAUGAAACCAAAACACCUACCCUGCAACCAACUCCUGAAGUUCACAAUGGAUUACGAGUGACUUCUGUCCGGAAGCCUGCAGUCAAUAUAAAGCAAGGUGAAUGUUUGCAUUUGGAACCUUCAAAAACUGAUGAUUCUACUUCAGGAGCAAGAAGCUCCUCCACUAUCCGUAUCAAAACCUUCUCUGAGGUCCUGGCUGAAGAAGAACAUAGGCAGCAGGAAGCAGAGAGACAAAAAAGCAAAAAGGAUACAACUUGCAUCAAGCUAAAGACUGAUAGUGAAAUUAAAAAAACAGUAGUUUUGCCACCCAUUGUUGCCAGCAAAGGACAAUCAGAGGAGCCUGCAGGUAAAACAAAGUCCAUGCAGGAGGUGCACAUGAAGACGCUGGAAGAAAUUAAACUGGAGAAGGCACUGAGGGUGCAGCAGAGCUCUGAGAGCAGCACCAGCUCCCCGUCUCAACAUGAGGCCACUCCAGGGGCAAGGUUGCUGCUGCGAAUCACCGAAAGAACAUGGAGGAAAGAAGAGAAGAACCUUCAGAAAGGACAUGAAGUUGAUUUUCAGAGCAGUAUUAGAAUAGAAGGUACAGAGGCUUCAGUUGAGACCACAGGAGUUGACAUCACUAAAAUUCAAGUCAAGAGAUGGGAGACCGUGAGAGAGAUGCGCAUGCAGAAACAGCAGGAGAGGGAAAAAUCAGUCUUGACACCUCUUCAGGGAGAUGUAGCCUCUUGCAAUACCCAAGUGGCAGAGAAACGAGUGCUCACUGCUGGGCCAGGAAUCACAUGGCACCUGACCAAGCAGCUUCCCACAAAGUCAUCCCAGAAGGUGGAGGUAGAAACCUCAGGGAUUGGACACUCAUUAUUGAAUGUGAAAUGUGCAGCACAGACCUUGGAAACAAGGGGUAAAGCUGAACCCAAAGUGAACGUGAAGCAAUCUGUGGUUAAAGUUGUGUCAUCCCCCAAAUUGGCCCCAAAACGUAAGGCAGUGGAGAUGCACCCUGCUGUCACUGCCGCUGUGAAGCCACUCAGCUCCAGCAGCGUCCUACAGGAACCCCCAGCCAAAAAGGCAGCUGUGGCUGUUGUCCCGCUUGUCUCUGAGGACAAAUCAGUCACUGUGCCUGAAGCAGAAAAUCCUAGAGACAGUCUUGUGCUGCCUCCAACCCAGUCCUCUUCAGAUUCCUCACCCCCGGAGGUGUCUGGCCCUUCCUCAUCCCAAAUGAGCAUGAAAACUCGCCGACUCAGCUCUGCCUCAACAGGAAAGCCCCCACUCUCUGUGGAGGAUGAUUUUGAGAAACUAACGUGGGAGAUUUCAGGAGGCAAAUUGGAAGUUGAGAUUGACCUGGAUCCUGGGAAAGAUGAAGAUGACCUUCCGCUUGAGCUAUGAGAAAUGAUUGAUAGCUGAAGGUGGUAGUGAGGACACUUUAAAAAAAAAUCGCCAAAAAACUGGACUUAGUUUCAUCUAUUGUAACAUUUACCUGAGAUGAUCAUUUCUUUAGUCUAGAAUUUGCCCCAAAUCAGAAGUAUACCUCUGAAUUAUC
Pan troglodytes (chimpanzee) is the source of this 2835-nucleotide messenger RNA. Its product is annotated as zinc finger CCCH domain-containing protein 11A-like. The transcript has 2 exons. Gene Ontology annotation, molecular function: metal ion binding. NCBI's taxonomy places the organism in Eukaryota, Metazoa, Chordata, Mammalia, Primates, Hominidae. The record is from RefSeq and is a predicted model, not a curated record. The coding region runs from base 780 to 2681 and encodes 633 amino acids. Gene Ontology annotation, biological process: poly(A)+ mRNA export from nucleus.